This is a messenger RNA of Amyelois transitella, 2278 nucleotides long. It is a transcript of the gene G6P, whose product is annotated as glucose-6-phosphatase catalytic subunit 1. The record is from RefSeq and is a predicted model, not a curated record. Gene Ontology annotation, molecular function: glucose-6-phosphatase activity. Gene Ontology annotation, biological process: gluconeogenesis; glucose 6-phosphate metabolic process. The coding region runs from base 140 to 1222 and encodes 360 amino acids. The transcript is spliced from 7 exons. Gene Ontology annotation, cellular component: membrane. NCBI's taxonomy places the organism in Eukaryota, Metazoa, Arthropoda, Insecta, Lepidoptera, Pyralidae.
UUCAUCAUAAUCACGCGAUUUGUUUUGAUUUCAAAAUUAUUUAUCACGAAAACUAAUUACAAAUUAGUAUGUAAUUGAUUUGUUUGUGUUGUGGUUAAUUAAAAUGUAAAAUCAUAAAGGCCACUACUAGAUAAAAAAAAUGGAACAACUGUACGCGCUGGGUGUAUCUUGUAUAGAAUUUAUUCAAAACUGGUUUUCAGAAUACGAUGGCUAUUUCGAAACAAUCAAUAACCUGUCCAACCCACAGUACGCUCACGAGAUAUUGUUUCCGCUCAUGUCUAUCGUAGACUCUGUGUUUGCUGCUCAACUAUUACUGUGCAUAUCGUUUGGGAGUUGGCUGAAUGCUGUCAUGAAAUGGUGGCUCCUAGAAGACCGCCCUUACUGGUGGGUCCGCACCACAAACUUCUACACGGAAGCCCAACGGCCCCGACUAAUGCAGACACACCAGACCUGCGAGACGGGUCCCGGCUCCCCCUCGGGACAUUCGGCCACCAUCGCCACGUUGAUGCUGCUCGUUAUAAUGUGGCUGCAACACGUCAUGAAUGACAGAAAAUACUACGUGUCGUGGUGGAGGUAUGUAGUGUACCCGCUGACCGGCGCCGCCAUUUUGUCUGUUAUGUUUGCCAGAAUGUUCGUCGCCACGCAUUUCCCCCACCAAGUGGUUUUGGGUGCAUUCAUAGGCUCCUUCCUCGCCCCAGCACUGUGCAUCUACGUGUCAGACCCUUACAUUUGGCAGUACGGUUUCUACACAAACUACAAGGUGUCCAAAGCUAUAGCCUGGCACGUGUUCAGCGCUGUAGUCAUGAUAGCUAUAGGUGUUUUGACAUAUUAUAGCUUGAAGUUGUGCGGAUUGGACCCGAUGUGGACUGUCAAAUUGGCGUUCCGCUGGUGCGAAUAUCCAGAGAACAUCCACGUGAGCACCACGCCGAUGUUCGCGCUGGUCCAGUCCACCGCCAGCCUGUGCGGCUGGGCGCUGUGUGUCACCCCCGCUAUAGCCAAAUACCGACACUACACCAAAAAUCGUUCGCUGCUUAUAUCUUCAUUUUGUACAAUCGCAAUAGUUUACUUUAUUAAACAGUUACAAAGCAAUAUUAGUAAAGAAUCUGCCUUCCAUUUUUAUAUAGCAAAUUUUGUUAUAACUGCGGUAACACCUGCCUUGUUUUUAAGAUUGGUACCUGUCGUUGCCAUGUGGCCUUUUUCAGGGAAAGAAAAAGCAGAAUAGGAAAUCUUUCGAGCUUUAGUCAAUUUUUGUCAAAUAAUUUUAAUCAAAUUGUUAUAACUUACUACUUACUUACUAUCAGUCUUUUCAAGACUGUUGGUUCUGUCUACAACGCAAGGGAUAAAGACGGGAUUAUAUGUAUGUUUUAUUCCUGUAAUAAAAAAAGUUCUUAAACUUAAUAUAAAUCUUAUUAAUAUGGUCAUUGCUUAACUUUUAGUUUGAUUUUGGCUAAAUUUAUUGAAAAUUUUUGCAACAAUUGCUUAGGGGCCUUAAAAUAUUGUAAGUUUAAACUUUUAUUAAAUUUGUUUUAGUUUUUUGUAUCCUGACGAUUGAAAAUAUCCGGAUUGCAUAUUUUAUAGAAAUAAAAACAUAAUCAUAUUAUGAAGAAAUCAUUGCAUAAGUUUCGACAAAAGCAUUUGAUUGAACCUUACCAUGACAUUGAAUACGGCUUAUUUAUUAUUUGUUAUUGUUAAUAUACAUAAGUUAGUAAAAUUAUUAUUUAUAACCUUUAAAUUCUUUUUAUUUCUAAACUUUAGAAAUGAGAGGAAAUUUGUUAAAUUUUGUUUUCGGGCACCACAAGGACCGAUAUUGGAUCCUUUGUAAAAUGUUAAUUAAAUAAAGCUAGUUUAUUUGGCGUCUUAUUAUACCACGAAUUAUAUUAUAUUAUUAAUAAAAGAUAUAACGACGAGUGUGAUUAAUAUUUCUGAUGGCAAAGUGUUAUCAAAUUAUUCUGAAUGUGUGAUUAAUUUUAAAUGAUGGAUGAAAAAGGUUUCAAUUUUUUUUUUUUUGCUUUUUUCUCUCGAAUAAGGGAGAUAUCAUUUCGUUGGAUUUUUUUUUUAAUUUAUAUUAAUACAUUGUUUUAUUUAUAACCUUAUUUUAUUUAUUAUGUAAAUAAUAUUUCUUCACAUAUCGGCUUUUAUUAUAAUUAUAAUUCUGUGAUAGCUUUUGUGAAUCAAUAAUUUGUCACCGAGUUACUAUUAUUUAUUUUGUGAUGCGCACACCAAAUAAUUAGAUAAGUUUUAAGAGAAAAUUGGGAAGAAAUAAAAACAGUGAAAUCAA